Folsomia candida is the source of this 1356-nucleotide messenger RNA. RefSeq names its product ribonuclease H2 subunit A. Gene Ontology annotation, molecular function: RNA binding; RNA-DNA hybrid ribonuclease activity. The record is from RefSeq and is a predicted model, not a curated record. Gene Ontology annotation, cellular component: ribonuclease H2 complex. The coding region runs from base 74 to 1204 and encodes 376 amino acids. The transcript is spliced from 6 exons. Gene Ontology annotation, biological process: DNA replication, removal of RNA primer; mismatch repair. NCBI's taxonomy places the organism in Eukaryota, Metazoa, Arthropoda, Collembola, Entomobryomorpha, Isotomidae.
UUACGGCUUGACGUAAUAAUUGCUAAUCUGAUGAAAUAAUCAGAUCCAAGCAUGCAACCAACUUUUGCAUGACAUGAUUUGUUGGUUUUUUAUAUUUAUGAGACAGCGGGAUUGCAUGGCAGACUACGAAAUGGACGGCGACGAUGGAAAUAAAGACGACGUUGAGAUUGUUGGAGAGGCAAAGAAACGAAACGGUCUUGCCGUGUUUCGCGAAGCGUUGGACGAAUUUGCAAAAAAUCGAGAUCAGGAUGUCACUGUGUAUAGCGAAGUGCCAAAAAAGUGUAAGGUGACGACCUGUUAUGUCGGGAUUGAUGAGGCGGGACGAGGUCCAGUGCUAGGCCCCAUGGUUUACGGUAUCUUUGCCGCUGUUGAGGACACGGAUGCCAUUUCCGCCAAGAUAAAGAAGGGCCAGUCACUCGCCAAAAUAGAGGAAUGUCCCCCCGUUCUCAUCGACUCGAUUAAAAAGCUGAAUGACUCGAAACAGAUAAAUGAGAAGACAAGAGACGAAGUAUUUGCGCAGUUCUCGGACCUCGACCACAUCGUGUAUGGCGUUAAGAUCAUCUCUCCGACGCAAAUCUCGGCUAAAAGCUAUCAGAGGAAGAAGAUCAGUCUGAACGAAAUCUCGCACAAUGCAGCCAUCGAACUCAUUCAGGGUUUGAUUGACCGAGGCAUCGUAAUUGGAAAGGUUUACGUCGACACGGUCGGACCCAUGGAAAAAUAUCAGGCCAAACUGGAGCAACUAUUUCCUGAAUUGAAGUUCAAAGUGGAUAAAAAAGCUGACUCCAAGUACAAACCGGUCAGUGCGGCGAGUGUUUGUGCCAAAGUGAUGAGGGAUGAGGCUCUGAAAAAGUGGACGUUUGGAGAUAAUUGUAACGUUAAGGUGGCUCAGAAUGGGUGGGGGAGUGGUUAUCCGGGAGAUGAAGUAACCAAGAAAUUUCUCCGAGCCAAUAUCGACCCUGUUUUUGGAUUUCCAAACAUCGUGCGCGACAGUUGGUCUACUGCUUCGGAUUUGUUGGAAAAGCGUGCCGUGAAGAUAAAGUGGGAACUGGACGAGGAUGACGCUCCGGUGCAAAAGAUAUCUAAAUUUUUUGUCAAACAGCCUAAAACUGAAGAUAACACGGAAAACUUUCCAGUUUCUGUGCUUAAACCGAAAGCUCAAUUCUUCUCGUAUCGAUCUCUUACGCAGACUACGAAAUUAUUUUGAUUAACAUUGCUCAUUCCACAAUAAUAAGAAUAACGAUAACAAUAAUACUAAUAAUAAUAAUGCUUAAACUUUAUUGUUCCACUUAAUUCAAGUGUUGUAGUUUUUCAUGUACGUUUUGAAAAGAAUAAAUUCACACUGAUUUUUCAAAGGUA